AUGACGCCACCAACGGAGCCAGCGUCCCCGGCGCGGAUUCCAAGCUGGCGAAAAUGGAUCGUUCUCUUUACCGUCUGUUGGACAGCCCUUCCGGUCAUGUUUGCCAGCAACGCCCUUUUCGCGGCAACAUCAGCCGUCGCUUCCGACCUCGAAACGACGCCGACGACCAUCAUGGCACUGAACUCUGGUGUAAUAGUGGGAAUGAGUCUGUCGCACUUUAUCUGGGGCCCGGUGACUAUACUGUGUGGGAGAAAAAGAGCUUACAUCGCCGCCCUUGUACUCACAGUCGGGUGUAAUGCUGGGCAGGCUGUUGCUCCGAACUUGGCCGCAUUUGGGGCUUGCUGGGUUCUGGCUGGGACUACGGGGGCGUUCUUCCUGAUUACCGGACAAGUCAUCAUCUCGGAUAUCUUUGAACCGGUCAAACGAGGCACUGCUGUUGGACUUUUCCUAGGAACUUGUGUUUUCUCAAAUGGUACCUCACCUAUGGUUGGGGGCGUCAUUGUGUCCUACACCAGUUGGCGGACGAUAUACUGGCUUCAGUUUGGCAUGGCGUGCCUUGCGCUAAUUCUUGCCGUGUGUUUCAUACCCUCGAAGCUCCGAGUUGACGAAAACGGGAACAAAAUGGAGGAGGAGCAGGGCUUGUCAGAAAGGCCGAACUUGACCGAGGCUUUCAACCCAAUGGAGGUCUUCCGCCAGAUGAAGUAUCCAACAGUUCUCUUCUCGAAUGCCGCAUGCGCCCUGCUGGCCUGUAGCCAAUACGCUCUGCUCAGUUCCAUCCCAGCCGCCAUCAACCCUCGGUUCAGCCUGACGACGCCGUUGGCUAGCAGCCUGUUCUAUCUUGCCCCCGGAAGUGGGUUUCUCGUCGGUAGCACCAUCGGCGGACGAUUUUCAGAUCGAACGGUAAAGAGGUGGAUAAAGAAACGAGAUGGGGUUCGACUGCCUUUUGAUCGGCUGACGGCCAGUUUCGGUGCUGUGUUUAUCAUACUCCCGGUAGGAGAACUCGUCUACAGCUGGACGCUGCAGAACAAGGUAGGGGGCCUGGCGGUGCCGGUUAUCAGCGCCUUUGUUGCAGGUGUGGGUUUGAUGGCAUCGUUCAGUGCGUUGAACACGUUUGCGGCAGAAGUGCUACCUGAACACAAGUCCAAGGUGAUUGGAAGUAAAUACUUUCUCCAGUACUUGUUUGCUGCGGGGGGGACUGCUGGCGCCACGCCUUUGAUCGAGAAGAUUGGUGUUGGAUGGGCAUUUACCGUUGGUAAAUAUAUUCCCGUCCUCUUUCAAAGGGUCGUCUCUAACGAUGAAUUUGGCAGCUGUUGGGUGCACAUUUGUUGGUGGAUCGUUGGUCUGGGCAAUUACGAGAUAUGGGACCCGGAUGCAUGGCUGGGUAGAGAAAACUAA
Fusarium falciforme is the source of this 1395-nucleotide messenger RNA. Its product is annotated as Putative major facilitator superfamily transporter. Gene Ontology annotation, molecular function: transmembrane transporter activity. Gene Ontology annotation, biological process: transmembrane transport. NCBI's taxonomy places the organism in Eukaryota, Fungi, Ascomycota, Sordariomycetes, Hypocreales, Nectriaceae. The transcript has 5 exons. The record is from RefSeq and is a predicted model, not a curated record. The coding region runs from base 1 to 1395 and encodes 464 amino acids.